Messenger RNA from Geodia barretti, 1099 nucleotides. NCBI's taxonomy places the organism in Eukaryota, Metazoa, Porifera, Demospongiae, Tetractinellida, Geodiidae. The record is from the annotation of a GenBank genome assembly.
UAGCCUGAUUGAUUCAUAAUGUGGCUGGACAGAAAUCAUUAUACCACUUCACCAUUCUUCAACUGCCUGAUACUGCUGUGCCUAUGUUCCAGUAUCCAAGGUUUCUCCCUGUCUUCCUCUCCAUCAUCUGAGGAUGGUAUCAUAUCAGUCUGUCCUGCCACCACUGUCACCCUCACAUGUACUGCCAGUGAACAGACGUUUCUGACAUGGAGACAAGUCACUCCAAUCUACACAUUCUUUGCCGAUGAUUAUGAGACUGAGGAGACCAGAACAGUUCAGAGAAAUCCGUACACUCUGACUCUAGUGUCGGUAGAUAAUGCCAAUGGAUCUGUUGUUGACUUCACCUCUACUCUGGAGGUGAUGGAGGGUGAUAUAAGCAAUGGAACCAGUAUCACUUGUCAGGUUUUAGAUGAUGAAGACCACCUCACCAUCAUAAAAACAAGUACACCAUCUCCUCCAUCUAAUAUGAUAGCGAGGACAGAGAAUUUUCCAACCUGACAACUUCUUCAUCAUCAUCUCCUGGGAGUCAGGAGAAGAUGAAGUGGUUGAUGAGUACAGAACACUGACCAACACCACUACACAGUCCAUCACCACUACCAAUACAACUGUAGUUCUAGAGGGAGUGUACAACAUUCCUCUAGAAACCAGAGUCACAGCCAUCAACUGUGCAGGCACUAGCGCAGAGGUCACCGAGGAAGUCUUUGUUGCUGGCUGUGGUCCUCCCAGUCCACCAGUGAAUGGUAGUGUUGGUGAGUUGACCAGUUCCAGAGUAGGAGCGCAGGUCACCUACUCCUGUGACACCCACCUGGUUCUGGUGGGAGAGACUGUGGCCACAUGCUCUCUCCCUUCUCUAACAUGGCUGCCUAGUAGUGAUGAUGUCAUCUGUGCACAACCACCAGUUGUAUCAAACAGCUCAAGUAUAGUGACCAACAAAACACCAGUGGUAACAGUUACACCGACCAAGCAACCAAUGAAUGGUGAUAAAAGAGGGAGUUCUCUAACUACAGCAGAAGCAGUGGUCACAACAGGAGUAGUGUGUGUAGUGUGUAGCUUCACUGCUGGACUGCUACUUGGUGUUCUACUGACUCAAUGUCGUGGU